AUGUCCAAUCACCUCCAUCCAAGACUCCACCUUCGGGAUACAGAAAUCAUGCCCCAUGAUUCAUUCAUUAACGACGGCCUUGGUGGUGUUUCAGAUUAUGUAAAAAACAAGAAACAAAAAUUAAAUCAACAAAUCAUGAUGGGAAAUGAUGUAAAAUUGAUCAUUCUUGAUUUUUCAAAUUCCUCUUCUUUUGGUGAAAAUUGUGAUGAGAAUAAUCUUCGGAAAUUGGAAUUAUUAUUGCAAUGGAAAUUCUCAAUGCAACAAGAAGGGAAGAAGAAAUGGUUAUUGAACCGAGAAUUGAAAUAUAAACAUUUCUUUCCUGUUGAGUUUAUGAAUGACAAGGAAUUUGUUUUGAAUCACAUCAAAAAGUAUGGUUAUGGAUUGGAAUAUGCAUCCAUGCAAUUAAAACAAGAUCCAGAUUUUGUUUUGAAAGUGAUUCAACAACAAGGAAAUCAAAUACAAUUUGCGAGCAAGAAAAUCCGUGGUGAUAAAGAAGUGGCAUUUGAAGCGGUAAAACAUAGCACAUGUGCAUGGAAAUGUGUUUCUUCAGAAAUUAAAAGGGACAAAGAAUUUUCUUUUCAGAUAGUUCAACAGAAUGGAUUAGCUUUGUGUUAUGCACCUAAGGAGUUUAAGAAAGAUAGAGAAAUUGUUUUAGCUGCUGUAAUGCAAAAUGUUGAAGCAUUUGAAUAUGUCCAAGAUCAUUUGAUAUCAGACAAGGAAAUUGUAUUGGAAGCAAUCAAACAAAAUAAGAAGGCUCUUCAAUUCAUUUCAAAAGAUUUAUUGAAAGAUUGUGAAUUCAUGUUGACAAUUCUCAAAUUAAUAUUUCCAGAAUUUUCUCAUUUAAAUUCUUUUGAUUAUUCACAAAGAGAUAUCAUGAUGAAACUUGUUGGAGAAUAUGGGAGGACACUUGAAUUUGCAAGUGAUGAACUCAAGAAUAAUCGAGAAAUUGUUUUGAAUGCAGUCAAAAAUGAUGGUUUGUCACUUGAAUUUUCAUCUGAUGAUUUGAAGAAUGAUCGAGAAAUUGCAUUAAUGGCUGUUCAACAAAAUGGUUUCUCUUUGAGAUAUGUCUCUGAUGAAUUGAAGAGAGACAAACAAGUUGUGUUAAAUGCUAUCAAUGAACAUGGAUAUUCUCUUCAAUAUGCCUCUGAUGAAUUGAAGAAUGAUAAGGAAGUGGUAUUGACGGCUGUAAGACAAAAUGGCUAUGCCCUUGAACUUGCAUCGGAUGGAAUGAAAAACGACCGAGAAGUUGUAAUGGCUGCUGUAAGAGAAGAUGGCAAUGCUCUCGAAUAUGCUGGUGAGAUGACGACUUGUGACCAAGAAAUUGUUUUAGAAACAAUCAAAAAUGAUGGUUCAUUGGAAUAUGCUUCCCGAGACCUUUUAUGUAACAAACAAUUCUUGCUAGAAGUUGUGAAAUGUGGAUAUAAUGACCUUCUAGACCAUUUGUCAAAUGACAUUGUGUUUGACAAGGAAUUUUUGUUACAAGCAAUCAAACUGAACAGUCUUUCCGUUGUAUCGUCUCACCGUCGUCAUAUAGUAUCCGACAGGGAAAUAAUGUUAGAAGCAGUGAAGAACAAUGGAUAUGCAUUAUUUUACACAUAUAAUCAAUUAUACAAUGAUCCUGAAUUUGUGAUGGAAGCUCUCAAGUGCAAUGGAUACGUUGAGGAAUAUAGUGACGAAUUCUAUCAAGUAAGAAUGCUCUAUUGUUAUCAUGACGCUUAUUUGGGGAAGGAUCACUGA
This is a messenger RNA of Naegleria fowleri, 1737 nucleotides long. RefSeq lists its product as uncharacterized. The record is from RefSeq and is a predicted model, not a curated record. Bases 1 to 1737 code for a protein of 578 amino acids. Lineage: Eukaryota; Heterolobosea; Eutetramitea; Acrasida; Naegleriidae. The transcript has a single exon.